GGGUGAGGGUUCCUGCCUCCAUGAUUUAUAAACAUCUUCACCCGAAAAACCUAGUACCCUUUCCUACCCUCUUCGUUGAAGCCGACGGUGCCGCCAUCCUCGAUUCAGCCUUAAUUUGUAAGGAUGGUCAGAGUUAGUGUCUUGAACGAUGCUCUUAAGAGCAUGUACAAUGCAGAGAAGAGGGGCAAACGACAGGUCAUGAUCAGGCCUUCCUCCAAAGUGAUCAUCAAGUUUCUUCUGGUUAUGCAGAAGCACGGAUAUAUUGGGGAAUUUGAGUACGUUGACGAUCAUAGAUCUGGGAAAAUUGUUGUCGAGCUGAACGGCAGGCUGAACAAGUGUGGGGUUAUUAGUCCUCGUUUUGACGUGGGUGUCAAGGAGAUUGAAGGCUGGACUGCUAGGCUGCUCCCGUCCAGACAGUUUGGAUUUAUUGUGCUGACAACAUCCGCUGGAAUUAUGGAUCAUGAAGAGGCUAGAAGGAAGAAUGUCGGAGGAAAAGUACUUGGUUUCUUCUAUUGAACAUGGUUUAAAGGAUCCAUUAUGGAAUUUUGACACAGCUUUCAAAUAGAACAGACAUUUUCUCGGUAAAGAAAGAUCGCAUUUUAUAAUUAUUAGAUUUUGUGUUGCCAGUUUCUCAUCUCUUAAGUUAAUUCCAAGAAAAUUUUAUUGUUUCGGUGAGGACAUUUCGGUUUUUAAUUAUAUUGGAAGAGAACAAGUGCUUUUUAAUUCCUCUAA
Momordica charantia (bitter melon) is the source of this 732-nucleotide messenger RNA. Its product is annotated as small ribosomal subunit protein uS8z/uS8w. The record is from RefSeq and is a predicted model, not a curated record. Gene Ontology annotation, cellular component: ribosome. NCBI's taxonomy places the organism in Eukaryota, Viridiplantae, Streptophyta, Magnoliopsida, Cucurbitales, Cucurbitaceae. Gene Ontology annotation, biological process: translation. Gene Ontology annotation, molecular function: structural constituent of ribosome.